Perognathus longimembris pacificus (Pacific pocket mouse) is the source of this 939-nucleotide messenger RNA. Its product is annotated as olfactory receptor 1052-like. Gene Ontology annotation, cellular component: membrane. Gene Ontology annotation, biological process: sensory perception of smell; G protein-coupled receptor signaling pathway. The record is from RefSeq and is a predicted model, not a curated record. Bases 1 to 939 code for a protein of 312 amino acids. NCBI's taxonomy places the organism in Eukaryota, Metazoa, Chordata, Mammalia, Rodentia, Heteromyidae. The transcript has a single exon. Gene Ontology annotation, molecular function: olfactory receptor activity; odorant binding; G protein-coupled receptor activity.
AUGGCUGGUUUCAAUUUUACCUUGGUGACAGAAUUUGUCCUUCUGGGACUGACAGAUCGGGCUGAACUGAAAGUGUUCCUCUUUGUGCUGUUCCUGCUCAUCUAUGCCAUCUCCCUGGUGGGGAAUCUGGGGAUGCUCUUUCUAAUCCAGAUCACCCCCAAACUCCACACACCCAUGUAUUAUUUCCUUAGCUGUCUGUCAUUCGUGGAUGCCUGCUAUUCGUCAGUUUUCGCCCCCAAAAUGCUCCUGAACUUCUUUGCUGAGCAGGGGACCAUUUCGUUCUCGGCAUGCAUCGUGCAGUAUUUCUUCUUCGUGACCCUGCUGACCACGGAGGGCUUUCUGCUGGCCGCCAUGGCUUAUGACCGCUAUGUGGCCAUCGCCAACCCUUUACUCUAUACCGUGGCUAUGACGAAGAUGGUGUGUGUGGUGCUGGUGUUCGGAUCCUGCCUCGGAGGUGUAAUCAACUCACUGACCCACACCAUAGGCUUGCUCAACCUGUCCUUCUGUGGGCCAAAUGUCAUCAGUCACUUUUUCUGCGACCUUCCUCCACUGCUAAAGCUGUCAUGUUCUGACACAUCCGUAAACGAACUGCUGCUUUUAGUCUUCUCUGGCAUCAUCGCCAUGAUCACCUUCUUGACGGUCAUGGUCUCCUACGUGUUCAUUGUGGCUGCCAUCCUGAGGAUCCAGUCAGCAGCAGGCAGACACAAAGCCUUCUCCACCUGUGCCUCUCACCUGACAGCCGUGACUUUGUUCUAUGGCUCCAUUAGCUUUAGUUACAUCCAGCCAAGCUCCCAAUAUUCCCUCGAACAAGAGAAGGUAGUGUCGGUAUUUUAUACCCUGGUGAUCCCCAUGCUGAAUCCAUUGAUUUACAGCUUAAGGAACAAGGAAGUAAAGGAUGCUGUGAAAAGGGUUGUGGAGAUGAAACCAUUUCUUUGUUAG